ACUAGUCGAAAGCAAUGUAUGCUAUUAUAUGCAGGGCUUCAGCGACCGUUGCUGGGUGUGCGUGACGGAAUUUCCACCAUGUGGCUGGGGGUGAAGCACGAGCAUGAGGUUGGGGGCCAGGAUGUAUCCAGGGACUUUGAGCUUUCUUAAUUCCACCGAUUUCCCCCAAAAUGGGUGGCCGACGUGGCAGACCACGAUCAUCCCGGAAGGACGCUGUGCUGGGGACGUUUCAGCGUUUUCGUUGCGGGCAUGUUCCAGCAUGCAGAGUCGCCAGACUUCGAGAGUCGAGGAUACAGUUUCUGAAUCAACCACGAUACUUACUUCUGUAUUUGCUAGCGAUUCGGAUGCUGCACUGCUAAUGUUCUCUGGUAGAUUGCAUGGCAAGUCUUUGUACCUGCAUAUGUUUUGUGAGUUUCCGGAUGGCGGAAUCACAUCCGGACCAUUAGGAAUGUUCCGAGCCUGGUUGGCUGGCCCUACACCACCAGCGGGUCGAUGCGGUACCUGCACACGUGCAGCAGCAGCAAUCUUUGAUCGAAAUCGUCGAGGACCUUGUCCAAUAAUCGGAUGGGGCUGGACGCAAUGUCCAGCAUCCCAUGCCAAGAGAUCGUAUUUAAGAGUCUGUGAUAUACGAGAGGUUGGUCCGAGUUGUUAGCGAAGCUCCGACCGCGAGUUACUUCAUAAGGUCAACGUACCCGCUGAGGAAGGUAGGCCUCCGAAAACUUUCAAGCAGCGUCUUGAAACAUCUUGUACAAAGAUAUCGAUCA
This is a messenger RNA of Dissoconium aciculare CBS 342.82, 764 nucleotides long. RefSeq lists its product as uncharacterized. Bases 104 to 652 code for a protein of 182 amino acids. NCBI's taxonomy places the organism in Eukaryota, Fungi, Ascomycota, Dothideomycetes, Mycosphaerellales, Dissoconiaceae. The record is from RefSeq and is a predicted model, not a curated record. The transcript has a single exon.